Molecule: messenger RNA, 1515 nt
Organism: Ziziphus jujuba (common jujube)
Lineage: Eukaryota; Viridiplantae; Streptophyta; Magnoliopsida; Rosales; Rhamnaceae
Exons: 6
Coding region: 61-1515 (484 amino acids)
Source: RefSeq, a predicted model, not a curated record
UUAGUGAUAAUUCAUCCUUUAUUUAUUUUAAGUGAGGGACCAAAUGGAGAGCUACUGGUCAUGACUCUGAAACUAUGGAAAGCAGAAAUGGUCCUUCUGCCACUAGAAGAGGGUAUGGUUCAACCCCAAAUACAAAUCCACGGGCGGCUACCCAUCAACAACAAGGUCCUUCUGCCACUGGAAGAGGGUAUGGUUCAACCCCAAAUACAAAUCCACGGGCGGCUAGCCAUCAACAACGAGGUCCGUCUGCCACUGGAAGAGGGUAUGGUUCAACCCCAUAUAGAAAUCCACAGGAGGCUUACCAUCAACAACAAGGUCCUUCUGCCACUGGAAGAGGGUAUGGUUCAACCCCAUAUACAAAUCCACAGGAGGCUUACCAUCAACAACAAGGUCCUUCUGCCACUGGAAGAGGGUAUGGUUCAACCCCAUAUAGAAAUCCACAGGAGGCUUACCAUCAACAACAAGGUCCUUCUGCCACUGGAAGAGCGUAUGGUUCGACCACAAAUACAAAUCCAUGGGCGGCUACCCAUCAACAACAAGGCCCUUCUGCCAUUGGAAGAGGGUAUGGUUCAACCCCAUAUACAAAUCCACAGGAGGGUUACCAUCAACAACAAGGUCCUUCUGCCACUGGAAGAGGGUAUGGUUCAAGCCCAAAUACAAAUCCACGGGCGGCUAGCCAUCAACAACAAGGUCCUUUUUCCACUGGAAGAGGGUAUGGUUCAACCCCAUAUACAAAUCCACAGGAGGCUUACCAUCAACAACAAGGUCCUUCUGCCACUAGAAGAGGGUAUGGUUCAACCCCAAAUACAAGUCCAUAGGCGACUUUCCAUCAACAAGAAGGCCAACAUAAUACUGCCAGCACCAGUACUAAGUCAACGCACAGCAUUCCUGGGAAAAAAGGUUGUUAGUUAUCUCUAUCAUCAGCUAUAUAUGCAUUACGGCAUGGUGUUAGAUGGAUUCAUUGAUCUCAAGCAUGUUGACUCUGGUUCACAUAUCAGUACAAUGAAUUGGAAUCUGAUCAACAAUUCCCCGUCUUAUCUGACAUUAAGGAAGAGAAACAUUGCCCACGCGGAUCAUGAACAUGGACCUCAUAUGCCGGUAUCCACUAGUUCCGACCUCCUUGUGACUCGUUGUCUCCACAAUCCACCAUAUACUUCGCUGCUUCUGUGCACCGCUCAUUGCUCGCCCUUGCUGCUCACACUUGUCUCCUUCGUUUUUCGCCGAUCUGUCUCUUUCUACCACUGCAGGAAGCUAUUCAUUCAUCUUCAGGUUGUUUUCCCCACUGGGGUUUUUCUUCCUGUAGAUUUUGAUUUGAAUACUCCUCCACAAUAUUCUGAAGAACAGGUUGCAGUUUCAGUUCAGCUCACGGCAGUUGAAAGUCUCUCUUUGCCUAAAAUUCUUACUGUUGAGAACUUCAAGAAGGCUGGUCUCCAUAUGGCUAGUGAAAGAAUUGUGGCUGAUACGGACCCAUCCAGACUUCAAAGGAUAAGAGAAUCCAAGAAAGCAAAAGUGUAA